GUCCAAAUUGUGAAAUCCCUAUCGGCACAUGGUCUGCGUGGUCGUCUUUGUCUCGAUGUCUCCCUCGAGACUGUGGUCUAACGCGUUACCGCUGGCGUCGGCGUCGCUGUUUGAAUUCUACCAGUCGUGAAGAUCUGCUCGGUUUGGGUAGAAAAAGCCGUUCGCUAGACAACGAAUUACUGGCAAAAUAUACCCCGACAAUACGGUGCACUGGAACAUCAGAGG
Opisthorchis viverrini is the source of this 225-nucleotide messenger RNA. RefSeq lists its product as hypothetical. The annotation marks the transcript as partial. NCBI's taxonomy places the organism in Eukaryota, Metazoa, Platyhelminthes, Trematoda, Opisthorchiida, Opisthorchiidae. The record is from RefSeq and is a predicted model, not a curated record. The transcript has a single exon.